CCGAUCUUCUCCAUGGCAAACCCCGACCGGAUUCGAUUUCCGCCGACGAAUGGCAGCGCGCCGACUAUCUCCUCCAAUCUUGGAUCUACGGCACCAUCUCCGACGAUCUAUCCAGCAUGGUUCUCUCAAAAACCUCCACCGCUAGUGAUCUAUGGAACGCCAUCUCUUCUCUCUUCACCGAUAACAAAGACUAUCGAGCCAUUCAACUUGAAGAAAAAUUCAAGUCCCUCAAGAAAGGCGCUCUCUCCAUUCACGAUUAUUGCCAAAUAAUCAAGACCACGGCGGACAGCUUGGCCGAUGUCGGAAACCCAAUCUCCGACAAACAACUCGUUCUACAAACCCUACACGGCCUUCCGAAAAAUUACGGGACCGUCGCCAAUCUCAUCUCCUUUCAAAAUCCCCUUCCCACCUUUCUACAGACUCGUUCGCUCCUUCAGAUGGAAGAAACAAGAAUUUCUGAACCGGAGCAGACCGCUGCUGUUUUCUACGCCUCCAACGCGAACUGUCCAUCCAACAGUUGCAACAGUUCCCGCGGAGGUAGUUCUUCGCGCUAUCAGCGCGGGGGUGGCCGAUCCAACCGUCGCGGAGGUCGCAACACUAACCGUCACCCCAUGCAGCACUACGGCUAUCAUAGUGCUCAUGGCGCAUCUCAACUUUGGCGCGCACCUUACCGACAACAGUCAAUUCUGGGAUCCGCUCAAAAUACAUCGGGCCACCCAGCGGCUCAAGCCUACUUUACUGGACCACCUGAACCCUACACCGGUCACUCGGCUCCUACUCAGGUUCAUCCGCAGCAGCAACCGUGCCACAGCUCUGGCAGUUCCAUCAACAGUUGCAACAGUUCCUGCAACAGUGCCAACGUGGUGGAUCUCGCACACCGUUUGAAUACGGUGACACUUCAGCAGCCUACCGAGUCACAGUGGUUCAUGGACAGCGGGGCGACCUCUCAUAUGGCACCACACUCAGGUAAUUUCAAUUUUUUUUUUAAUCCUGGCAGUAAAUUCCCCAAACAUGUCGUCGUCGGUAAUGGUUCCACCCUCCCCAUAACCCACAUAGGCCACACAAUUCUUCCCACCACUCAUUUCCGCCUCACAAAUGUCUAUGUCACACCCAAUAUCGUUAAACACCUUAUAUCUGUUCGAAAGUUCACCCGCGACAACUCAUGUUCGGUUGAAUUUGAUCCGUUUGGUUUUUCUGUGAAGGAUCUUCGGAGUCGAGUCGAGAUUUUCAGGUGCAAUAGCUCCGGUGACCUAUAUCCAUUUGGCGUCCCUCCCCCCACCUCACCUCCCGCUGCUUUCCUCACUGUCGCAACAUCUUCGUCUCGAACUCUUUGGCAUCGGCGUCUAGGCCAUCCCGGCAAACACGUCAUGUCUCGUUUAUUUUCUAGCACUUUUCUUUCCCAUAAUAAAGACCCUAGGGAGUCUCUUUGUAAUGCCUGUCAAUUAGGCAAGCAUUUUCGUCUACCAUUUUUUUCUCAAAAAUCUACUACUGUUGCUCCAUUUUAAAUUAUUCAUGCUGAUUUAUGGACUUCUCCUGUUUCUAGUCUUACGGGUUUCAAAUAUUAUCUUGUGCUAGUUGAUGAUUUUACCCAUUAUUUAUGGACUUUUCCCCUUCGAAAUAAAUCUGAUGUUUUUACAACCUUUGUCAAUUUUCAUACACUUCUCAAAACUCAAUUCCAACAUCCCCUGAAAGCCUUACAAAGUGAUAAUGGUCGUGAAUUCAAAAAUGCGGAUUUUCAAAACUACUUCACUAAACACGGCAUCCUAAACCGUUUUUCGUGUCCCCACACCUCCCCUCAAAAUGGACACGCAGAACGAAUGAUCCGCACUAUAACUAACAUGAUUCGAUCCCUCAUCUUUCAAGCCCAUCUUCCCCCUACUUAUUGGGUCGAAGCCCUUCAUAUGGCCACACACCUACUCAAUAUCUUACCUACCAAAACCACACAAAACCGGACUCCUCACGAAGCUCUUUACCUCAUCAAACCUACAUACUCUCAUCUUCGAGUAUUCGGCUGUCUCUGUUAUCCCAACCUCACCGCCACCACACCACAUAAACUCGCCCCCCGUUCUACUCCUUGUGUCUAUCUCGGUCACCCUUCCUCUCACAAAGGCUAUCGUUGCCUUGAUAGAUCCACUGGCCGAAUUAUAAUUUCUCGUCAUGU
Molecule: messenger RNA, 2161 nt
Organism: Erythranthe guttata (spotted monkey flower)
Lineage: Eukaryota; Viridiplantae; Streptophyta; Magnoliopsida; Lamiales; Phrymaceae
Source: RefSeq, a predicted model, not a curated record